AUGUGUAUUAAAUACGGUCCGGCAGUACAGUUAUCUGAAGCAGCAGCUCUUCGAUUUGUAGCGGAAAUGACAUCGGUUCCGGUCCCAAAAGUCUACUCUGCCUUUCAGAAAGACCGAUCAUCGUACAUCAUCAUGGACUUCAUCGAUGGAGAAGUAAUUGGGGAAGGUUGGGACAAGAGGAGCGAGGCAGAAAAGGCGAGUUUGUUCGCACAGUUGAAAGACAUGUUUGAAGAGCUCCACAACAUACCACAUCCUCGUCCUGGUGUGUUAGCAUCGUCUGAUAUGCAAUCUCUAUACGAUAAACGACUGUGGAAAGGCUCGCAUGGCUUUGGUCCUUUUGCAAAUGAGAGUGACUUUCACAUGUUUCUUCGUUGUGGAGUUCACAUCGAAGACGACAUGAUUAAGAAGGAGACGUGUACAUGGGUCACGGAUGAACAAAAAGAGGAAAUGAGACAAAUGGUUAUCUGUUUCACACACGGCGAUGCAAGCAGCUCAAAUGUCAUGGUGAAGGAUGGCAAGGUGGUUGCUCUGAUAGACUUUGAACUCUCUGGCUUCUAUCCAGAGUACUGGGAAUACACGACAGCCAUGAAUGUCAAUAGGUUCGAUGGGUUCUGGAAAGAAGAAGUUCCGAAGUUCCUCAAACAGUAUCCGGAGGAGCUUCAGAUGGAAGAAUUGCGAAGGAAGCACUUUGGUCCAGGUGGAUUUCAGGGCCGGUACCCUUGGGAUAUUUUGGGUUGUGUUUAG
This is a messenger RNA of Mollisia scopiformis, 744 nucleotides long. RefSeq names its product kinase-like protein. The record is from RefSeq and is a predicted model, not a curated record. The transcript has 3 exons. NCBI's taxonomy places the organism in Eukaryota, Fungi, Ascomycota, Leotiomycetes, Helotiales, Mollisiaceae. Bases 1 to 744 code for a protein of 247 amino acids.